AUGGAGACAUUUACUAUACAUGAUUUGCUUAUUAAUAGCACGGACAUUUAUAAAAUACUGUGUGAAUUCGCCUUCAGAAACUUAUCCGAGUGUGAGAAUGCAAGUGAUACCGGUACAUCACAGCCAGCUCAUGAACCCAAAGAUAUAAACCAGACGGUGCGUAUCGUGCUUUACUGUGUCAUCUUCCUGCUGAGUGUUCUGGGGAACAGCCUGAUCAUCACCGUGCUGGUGAGGAAUCGACGCAUGCGAACCGUCACCAACCUCUUCCUGCUGUCUCUGUCUGUCAGCGACCUGAUGCUGUGUGUGAUCUGUAUGCCCUUCACCCUCAUUCCCAACCUGAUGAAGAACUUUGUGUUUGGCAGCGGCAUCUGUAAAGUGGCCACUUACUUCAUGGGUAUCUCAGUGAGCGUGUCCACUUUCAACUUAGUGGCCAUCUCUUUGGAGCGCUAUAGCGCCAUCUGCAACCCACUAACGUCACGCACCUGGCAGACCAAGUCGCACGCCGCCAAAGUAAUCAGUGCUACAUGGCUGAUCUCCUUCCUGCUCAUGCUGCCAUACCCCAUCUCCAGCACGCUGGUGCCAUACCGCCGCAACAACAACAGCACAGGGAACAUGUGUCGCCACAUUUGGCCGAGCGACGUCGUUCAGCAGUCAUGGUACGUGUUCCUGUUAUUGAUUCUCAUCCUAGUGCCGGGAAUUGUGAUGAUGACAGCUUAUGGGCUAAUAUCAGUCGAGCUCUACAGAGGAAUCAAGUUUGAAAUGGCUAAUAGGAAGUCUAACCGAGAGAGACAGAGCAGCACAGGAAGCCUUAAGCCCAGCGAUAGCGACGGUUGCUACCUUCAGUCGUCCAAAAAGAAGCGCUCAGAGUCCUUAAACAAUCAAACAGCACUACUAGUUUCCAGCAACCCCAGCAAGCCCAAGCUGAGCCGAGUGUGCAGCAGCAGCCCCACGGCUAACCUGAUGGCCAAGAAGCGGGUGAUCCGCAUGCUGCUGGUCAUCGUUGUGCUUUUCUUUAUCUGCUGGACCCCGGUGUAUGCAGCGAACGCAUGGAGGGCGUUUGACCAGCGCUCGGCUGACCGCAUUCUCUCCGGAGCUCCUAUAUCAUUCAUCCACCUCCUGUCAUACACCUCUGCCUGCGUCAACCCCAUCAUCUACUGUUUCAUGAACAAGCGCUUCCGUCAGGGCAUGCUGGCCACCUUCUCGUGCUUUGCUAAAAAGUCGGCGCACGAGGGCAGUGGUAGCGGGCGUCUCAGUGCUGGAGGAGGAGCGGGUGGAGGAACUGGAACUGCAGGAGUGGAAGGGCAGGAGAAUACACAUAACAGUGGGACGCUCACCAGGCUGACCUACAGUAGCAUCCGUGGCUCUACACAUGCAUAACAGGAGGAGAAGACACAACCUCGGAAGAUAAGGUUCUGCACUUAAGCUCUGCAUUUAAUAAAUCACAUACUGAUAAUGG
Messenger RNA from Trichomycterus rosablanca, 1456 nucleotides. RefSeq names its product cholecystokinin A receptor (gene cckar). Gene Ontology annotation, cellular component: plasma membrane. Gene Ontology annotation, molecular function: gastrin receptor activity; neuropeptide receptor activity. Gene Ontology annotation, biological process: neuropeptide signaling pathway. The transcript has 5 exons. The coding region runs from base 1 to 1377 and encodes 458 amino acids. The record is from RefSeq and is a predicted model, not a curated record. NCBI's taxonomy places the organism in Eukaryota, Metazoa, Chordata, Actinopteri, Siluriformes, Trichomycteridae.